AUGACGAAGCAGCAUGCGAACUGGUCUCCUUACGAUAACAAUGGAGGAACAUGUGUGGCCAUCGCCGGAUCGGAUUACUGCGUUAUCGCCGCCGAUACUCGGAUGUCUACCGGUUACAGUAUUCUCAGUCGCGAUUACUCUAAAAUCCAUAAACUAGCAGACAAGGCUGUGCUUUCUUCCUCGGGAUUUCAGGCUGAUGUGAAAGCAUUGCAGAAGGUUCUCAAAUCUAGACACUUGAUCUACCAGCAUCAGCACAACAAGCAAAUGAGCUGUCCUGCGAUGGCUCAGCUUCUCUCCAACACGCUUUAUUUCAAGCGGUUUUUCCCUUACUACGCCUUCAAUGUUCUUGGAGGGCUUGACGAAGAAGGGAAAGGGUGUGUCUUCACUUAUGAUGCUGUUGGAUCAUAUGAGAAGGUUGGAUACAGUGCUCAAGGUUCUGGCUCUACACUCAUCAUGCCUUUCCUUGACAACCAGCUCAAGUCUCCAAGUCCUCUUCUGCUACCUAAACAGGAUUCUAUCACACCCCUUUCAGAAUCUGAAGCAGUUGACUUGGUCAAAACUGUCUUCGCAUCUGCCACUGAGAGGGAUAUCUACACUGGAGACAAGCUCGAGAUUAUGAUUCUUAAGGCCGAUGGUAUCAAGACCGAAGUCAUGGAGCUGAGGAAAGACUAA
Microthlaspi erraticum is the source of this 672-nucleotide messenger RNA. The record is from the annotation of a GenBank genome assembly. Lineage: Eukaryota; Viridiplantae; Streptophyta; Magnoliopsida; Brassicales; Brassicaceae.